AUGCCGUCGACGGACGAAGCUCCGGCUGUUGCCUCCGAGGCACGCCCGGCCAGCGGCUCUCGCUCUCCUUCUCCUUCCCCGUCCGACGCGCACUCCGAGGGCGAGUACACGGGCUCCGACCGCAGCACGCCCGAACCCAGCGCCGACAACAAGACGCAGCCUCCCCUUCCUGACGAGCCCGUCCCGGAGGGCCAGGCCGGCGACACCGCUGCGCCUCCGCUGCCCAACGAGCCCGUUCCCGAGCAGCCAGAAGACGAUGGCUGGGAGUAUCACUGGAACCCUAACGACCAGAGCUAUUGGUUUUGGAACAGGUUCACAGGUAUCUGGCAGAAAGAGAACCCGCGGGUGCCCAGCGACUAUACCACUCCCGCCACCGCUCCGGGUGCCGCUACUACUACCACCUUCAGUAGCGCAACAGCCGCAGCAACCAUAGCCACAGCCGCCCCUGGUGUCGACUCCAAAACCACCGUUCUCAGCAACCCGGCCUCCAUCGCGGGGGGUUACAACCCGGCCAUCCACGGCUCAUACGACGAGAACGCAUGGUAUGCGCAGAACUUGCGCGCCACCACUACAACAACAACCGGCGGCACCCCUCCUUUCAUACCCGCUACUCACGACACCACCACAGCCACCACCACAUAUACAUACACCAGUGGAAACCCGGAAUACGGCGCCGAGUACGCCACCGAGGCCUUCUUCAACCGGCACACAGGCCAAUGGCAGCUGCCCGAGCAGGGCGCCGAGCGGCACUCGGACGAGGCGAAGGCGCGGCGGCAGAUGCGCGCCUACUUUGACGUGGACGCGGCCGCAAACAUGCACGACGGGCGCAGCGUCAAGGCGGAACGGUCCGGCAUCAAGCCUACGCGGGCCGAGUUGAAAGCGUUCAAGGAGCGCAGGAGACAGAAGAAGGAGGAGAAGCGGCGGGCUUGGUUGAGGGAUUGA
Canariomyces notabilis is the source of this 942-nucleotide messenger RNA. RefSeq lists its product as uncharacterized. The record is from RefSeq and is a predicted model, not a curated record. The coding region runs from base 1 to 942 and encodes 313 amino acids. Lineage: Eukaryota; Fungi; Ascomycota; Sordariomycetes; Sordariales; Chaetomiaceae. The transcript is spliced from 2 exons.